AGUGCCCAUUGAGUUUUCGUUGAGCCUAACUAAAUUUACCAGCACUUGUGCAUUAACAAUAACAAUUGCAGCCACAGCCAAAAUGCAGCAUAGGCUAAUAUUAUACAGUGUUUUAAUUACAUUUUUAAUACCGAACCUGCUGACCGACGCAAUACAGGCACGUAGUGACAAAGAGCAGCCGCAGACCCAAGUACAGUCUGUGGUGCCCGUGCAGGCGCAAGCACAGUUAAGCUCCAGUGCGGCAUCUGCAUCAGGGCCUAGCUCGACUUUUAAUCCGCUGGGGCCAAAUGUGAUGUGCUCGUUCCUACCCCGCGACUUUCUGGAAUGCAAAGAACCCAUUGAUCAUCGCAACAAUGAAACAGCAUUGAAGGAAAAGGGAUACGGCUGUCUGCGCUUUGGCGGCUCAUCUUAUGAGGAUGUGGCGCACACCAAGGUGCAGUGCACCGUUUUCACAGACAUCGACUGUUAUGGUGCACGCACAUUCUUUCGGGAUGGCGAACCCUGUGUGCGAUAUACGGAUCACUAUUUUGUCACCACGUUGAUUUACAGCAUGCUACUGGGAUUCCUUGGCAUGGAUCGCUUCUGCCUGGGACAAACUGGCACAGCUGUGGGCAAACUGUUGACAAUGGGAGGCGUUGGUGUCUGGUGGAUAAUUGACGUCAUACUGCUCAUCACGAACAAUUUACUACCUGAAGAUGGUAGCAAUUGGAAUCCCUAUGUCUAAGCUAAAUAUAAUCAUUAUAACAAUGUAAAUAAGUCAUACAUACAUAAGGAUAUACUCAUCAUAAGUAAACAAA
Messenger RNA from Drosophila busckii, 797 nucleotides. It is a transcript of the gene amrt, whose product is annotated as TM2 domain-containing protein CG11103. The transcript has a single exon. NCBI's taxonomy places the organism in Eukaryota, Metazoa, Arthropoda, Insecta, Diptera, Drosophilidae. The coding region runs from base 83 to 724 and encodes 213 amino acids. The record is from RefSeq and is a predicted model, not a curated record.